Messenger RNA from Vollenhovia emeryi, 682 nucleotides. RefSeq names its product cytochrome P450 4C1-like. The transcript is spliced from 6 exons. NCBI's taxonomy places the organism in Eukaryota, Metazoa, Arthropoda, Insecta, Hymenoptera, Formicidae. The coding region runs from base 4 to 540 and encodes 178 amino acids. The record is from RefSeq and is a predicted model, not a curated record. Gene Ontology annotation, molecular function: iron ion binding; oxidoreductase activity, acting on paired donors, with incorporation or reduction of molecular oxygen; monooxygenase activity.
GCCAUGGGCACUUCUUUGCGAGAUCUCGGUAUGAUACAACAGCGGUAUCUAGAAGCGGUUCAUCAAAUGGGCGAAUUUUUUAUUUAUAGGCUCGUGAGGCCAUGGCUGUAUAAUGAUUGGACAUUUUUGUUGACGCCAAAAGGCAGAAAGCAAAGAAAAAUUCUAAAGACAUUACAUGGAUUUACUGAACAAGUUAUUGCUGACAGAAAACUUUAUCAUGAACGUACUAAUGGUCGAUACUUGCUAAGCUUUGUUAAUGAGACAUCAAUAGAAGGAGACAUACAACCGACAGAAAUACGAAGAAAGCGGCUUGCAAUGUUGGAUCUUCUAAUAAAGGCAUCUCGUGAGAGUGCUAUGACUGAUUUAGAUAUCAGAGAGGAAGUCGAUACUUUUAUGUUUGAGGGUCACGAUACUACAGCGACAGCUAUAUGCUUCAUUUUGGCACUAUUAGCCGAGCAUAAAAACAUUCAGAUACCUGUAGAGUGUAGAAAAUUUUCAGAUGUAAGGAUGGUCAACAACAUGACGAAAUCAUUUCUAUAAGAUAUACUUUCAUCUUAAUUAUACAAGAAUAUGAGUGGCCGAGGACAUAGGAUACAAGACUGAAGAGCUGAUGAUCCCAGGUUCGAAUCCAGCAGUGGUAAAACAAAUUUUUCACAUAUGAUAUUUUAAUUAUAAAAUAACA